This is a messenger RNA of Metarhizium brunneum ARSEF 3297, 666 nucleotides long. RefSeq lists its product as uncharacterized. Lineage: Eukaryota; Fungi; Ascomycota; Sordariomycetes; Hypocreales; Clavicipitaceae. Gene Ontology annotation, molecular function: hydrolase activity. The record is from RefSeq and is a predicted model, not a curated record. Gene Ontology annotation, cellular component: membrane.
AUGGACAAUGCCGUGCUGUCCAUGUCCCUAGGGUCAUCUGUCCUUUACGGCAUCCAUCUCCGGUCCGAGCCGUCGCACUCGCGCAUGGCCUUCAAAACAACAGCCACCGCGCUCCUCGCCGUGUUUGCCGGUACGCAAAGCCGGCAUUGGCAACUCGUCCCGGCCCUCGCGCUCGGGUCACUGGGCGACGCUUUUCUUGCCUGGCCAGGCGACGAAGCGUUCUUCCGGGGACUGGCCAGCUUUCUUGUUGCCCAUGUGUUCUAUGCCUCGCUCUUUGCGGGCAUUGGCAAUGGCAUCGACUUUGUCCUGCGUGACGUGCAGCGCCUGGGCCUGGCGGGAGGAAUGCUGCUGCUUGCGCCGUUCAUGAGCUUCGCGCUGAUGCCCAACGUUUCGAAAUCUCUGCAAAUCCCCAUCGCAUUAUACUCGACGGUCAUCUUGAUCAUGGUGCUCUCUGUCCUCACCGUGGACAAUGACCAGGUGGUUUUGGGGGCCGUUCUGUUUGCGAUUUCAGAUAGCGUCCUUGCUACCGAUGAGUUUUUGAUGCCCAAGGACUCGAGAUAUCGGGGAUUGAUGCAGCACAUUGUUUGGAUUUUUUACUACACUGGCCAGCUGCUGAUUGCCGCUGGGCUUGUCGAUGGAUGGGACUGGGUCAACCAGCUCAGGUAA